GACCACUACAAAGUGUCAGUCUGAUCUUGUUUCUAUGGAACUGAGAAGAAGCUGAAUUAUCUCACUAUAGGAACACACCAUGGGCUCACAAAUCUAUACACCUUUUAAAUUGCCUGCCUAACCUCAUGUUCCAUAAUAUACAGAAUAUUUUCAAGUUGCUGGCUAGUCUCCUUUGAAGACACUUGACAUGUCGGAGCUAUUUAAAGUAACCGAAUCUUUACUCAUCAGCAAUUCUAGAGCUGCUUGCCAGAAGAAUCUUCUCUUGCAGGAGGGAGUGACAUGUUGCAUAAAUGUUUCCAGGCGACAACCGUUCCCGGACUUUAACCUCCAUACUCUUCGUAUCCCAGUGUUUGAUCAUCCAUUGCAAAACAUUUCUGAUCACUUUGCACAGUGCGUGGAUCUGAUAGAAAGCACUAUAACCAGUGGGGGGAAGUGCCUGGUCUAUUGUAAAAACGGGCGCAGUCGCUCUGCCACAGUCUGUAUAGCAUAUUUGAUGAAACAUAAAAAUCUAUCACUGGAUGAUGCCUUUCAGGUAUUUCUGAAUAACAAGAAUAUAUAUAUAUUUUUUGUAUUUAUUUUAUUUUAUUUUAUUUAAAUUUGACAUAGUGUGUAUGCCUUGCUCACAUGUCAAUAUUAAACAAAAUCCCUUUUUGAACGUUUUUGACAAUAUAUAAAUUAUGAGAUAACAUUCCUAAAAGUAGAGCAAUCUUCAUUGAAACCAAUGUUAAAACUCAUUUGUCCAAUUUUAGAACCCAGAAUUCCUCUUUAUGUGUACAAUCCUAUUUUCUGCAAUUCGGGGGAUUUUUGUUUUUUAGUUAUUACCUAAUGAAAUAUCACCACAAACAUUCUAUUACUAUUACUUUAUAUGGUGAUUGCUUGAACUAUAGUACUACGUAUUUAGUUGUUUACCUCAUAAUUGCAUCAUGUUCACCGUGUUAAUUACAUUUCCUUACAUCUGGAGUACCUUGAAUUUCCUGCUUUUUGUAAUGUCUGAAUUUUUAUUAAAAGUUGAAACAGUGUAGAAGCAAGUAGUAGGAAACUCUCUGAGCAGAUUUACCACUACAGUGUAUUACAUGAUUUGAUUGACUAGAGCAGUGGUAGUCAACCUUUUUCCACUUACCGCCCACUAAUGCAUCUUUCUUGAUGGAAAAAUUUCCUUACCGCCCACCAGUUUUCGCGCAAGCGCGGAAUAUUUUUUAGAAAGGAGGGUGUUUUAAAAAAUACAUAAAUGAACGUACAUUUAUCUUUUUAUUUCUACUUUAUGCAUGUUUAUAAUGUUUUUAACUUUAUAAAGUUUAAUGAGGAAGCAAUAAAGUAAAUUGAACUUACCUUUACUAGUGAUUAAUGAGAUCCUUGAGGUUGAUGCUGCGAGACUAAAUAUUUGAUAUCUGGUUCGAUUUUCAUAAGGAACAAACGAAGGUCUCCUCUUUCAGUGAUAAUCGGAAGACUUCUUUGUUUGCUCAUAAAAUGAUUUCUCAUCUGUGCGUCAGCUCCCCUCCUCUCCCUCCUCAAUUCCCCUUCCCACCUUUUUCCCCUUUUUUCUAUUUUUUAACCUUCCUUAUAGCAAUGCCCAGUAGGAAGGCUGAGCUAGGUAGCCCACUUACUAUUAUUAGUCAACAACAAUUCUCUCCUUUUCCUUUUCUUUCCUUCUCCUUUUUUACAAGUACUCUACUCCUUCUUUCCUCUAUACUAGAAGUACUCUACUCCUUCUUUCCCCUAUACUAGAAGUACUCUACUCCUUCUUUCCCCUAUACUAGAAGUACUCUACUCCUUCUUUCUCCUAUUCUACAAGUACUCUGCACCUUCUUUCUUCUAUUCUACAAGUACUCUGCUCACAGGCAAACACAUACACACACACACACUCACAUUGAAACACAUACACACAAAUAUACACAUACUCACACAUGCACUUACAGACACUCACACAUGCACAGACAGACCCACAGACACACACACACUUACUGACACACACACAUACACUUACAGACAGACACAUACACUUACAGACAGACACAUACACUUACAGACAGACACAUACACUUACAGACACAGACACACACAUACACUUACAGACACAGACACACACAUACACUUACAGACACAGACACACACAUACACUUACAGACACACACACAUACACUUACAGACACACACACAUACACUUACAGACACACACACAUACACUUACAGACACACACACAUACACUUAGAGACAAACACAUGUACACACAAAUUAUUAAUAUUAAAUAUCCACCCAGCCUCCCUACCUGGAGAGCUGGUGUGGAUCUGUCCCUGGGGUCCAGUGGGGCUUCACUUAGGCGGGCGGCUAAUCAGACGCAGCGAGGGAGCUCUAACCUCUCUGCUCUGCUCCCUCACGGACUGUCUACGGAUGCCGGGAGCCGGAAUAUGACAUCAUAUUCCAGCUCCCGCGGCAUCAGCAAACAUCGCGCGAGGGAGCAGAGCAGAGAGGUUAGAGCUCCCUCGCCGCGACUGAUUAGAACGCUGCCAUGCCGGGGGUCCAGAAGGUGGCCUGGCAGGAGGGAGCGCUUCCUCCUGCCGGUCACUGAAGACUUGCGCAUGCAGAGCCGCUCGCGCCCGCCCAAAAGGAGAAAUCCUCUUAAAAAGAGGAUUUAGCCUCAGAAAUCCCUACCGCCCACCUGGAAUCCUAAAACGCCCACUAGUGGGCGGUAGGGACCAGGUUGACGACCCAUGGACUAGAGUCUCCUGGUACAGUCCCACAAGUUAAUAUCAAACUGUUUAUGAAUGGUUUGUGAUAAACUUCAGUGCAGAGGGAGCACCCUUAUCUCGGCCACGCUACAGCAAACUUUACUGGUUAGGUUUCUUAGAGGGCCAUUUAAAAGAAACCAUUAAUUGUGGAAGUGUGAACCCUAGCUUGAAUUGUGGGUGGUUUGUAAUAAAUAGAGCCACCUUUUUCAUGCUAAUACCAUUAUGGCCUGGGUCAAACUAUUUAAUCAUGACUCUAUCCUUUAUGACAAUCACAAAUGUGUGCCAAAUAAUUUAUAGUAUUAUUAAUGGUUUCCUAGAGGAAAAUGAAAUGUUUAUGAAGAAAAUAGUGUCAAGAGAUAUGAGUGAGCUGGAAUAUGGAAGCACAUAUAAUGAGCAACGUUGUUUACUCAUUGUACAUUUAUCAUUGUCCAGUCUCCCCAGCUAUGUAACAAUAUACCAUAAUACUGAUCUCAAGAGUGGUAUAAUGGUGACACAUUAUUUUACUUGCAUUGAACAGUUGUAAGCAAGGACAGUAAGUGUGAGGCAAGUUGCAAAUAUAUUAAAUUAGGUAUUUCAUGUUUCAUACAGGUAGUUAAAGCAGCAAGGCCAGUAAUAGAACCAAACUCAGGAUUCUGGUCCCAACUGAAAGAGUACGAAAAAUCCCUGCAAGGAAAUGAGGAUACAAAUGUUGACUGGACUCAAUAUAUGGAGAUGAGCAGCAGUACCUAGAAGGCAAACUGGAUAGCAUUAUGCAGUUGUAGAAGAUUAACCAGUUGAACCUGUGUGCACAUUUUUAAUCUGUUUCUGAAAACUCUCCCUUUAAAUUGUUUUUCAUCACUGGUGCCCAGGCUCCUUCUUUUUACUCACUGACAUCAUAUGUUGAAUUCUAGAUUCCUCACUGAGCUAUCCAAGUAUUUGUACACACAACUGCGUCUUCCUUUCAACUCCGUCUCCUUUACGUGCAGGAGCUGUGAACGCAUGCAGCACAGUAUCCUGCCUAGCUUCAAAGGAGCAAGUCUACAUAUGAUGUCCAAUGCUUUAGAUCAGCGUUUCCCAAUUGGUGUUCCACUGAACCCUGGGGUUCCGCGAGAACACAAAUGGGGUUCCACCAAAAUUUCUGAAAACAAAAUGGCCGCGGGCAGCAGUGGAGAGUGAUCUCCCUCGCGCGCAUAGCGGCUCCAGCAUCACUAACAGGCGCUAAAGGGAGCUGAGCAGGGAGAUCACUGCUCCCUCGCCGCACCCACGCCAGCCACUCAGCAGCCUCACUGGACCCCAGAGACUGCACGCCAGCCGCUCAGCAGUCCCACUGGAUUCCAGGGACCGCACACACCAGCCGAUCAGCAGCCCCACUGGACCCCAUGGACCACACGCUCAGCCCAAAGGUAGGGAGGCUGGGUGGAGUGUGUCAGUGUGUAUCUGUGUGCCAAUAUGUGCCAGUGUGUGUAUCUGUGUGUCAGAAACACAGAAACACAUUGACACAGAGAAACACACUGGCACAUACAAACACAGAUACACACAGCUUAACACACACCGGCACAUACAAACACAGAUACACACACUUUGACAGAGAGAUACACACACAUUGACACACAGAUACAUACACACACACACUGACACAUUCAAACACAGAUGCACACACUUUGACACACAGAUACAUACAUACAUAUACACACACACACAGACGGUGUGUAUCCAUGUGUCAGUGUGUGUAUCUGUGUUCCACUAUGUGCCAGUGUGUGUGUAUCUGUGUGUCAGAUGCAAACAAACACACAGAUACACAUUAACACACAAAGACACACACCGGCACAUACAAAACACUGUGCAAUUAUUAUUUUUUUUACCGGGGGGAGUUAGGGGGAGUUAGUUAUACAGUUUGUCAAAGGGUUCCACUGGAAAAAUUAAUUGGGAACUCCUGCUUUAGUCAGUACAGUGGGAAAUUAGACUAUGACAUCACUGGGAGAAAAUGACAUAAGAGUGCAAGGAUUUAAGUCAUAUGAUUUCAGGUUUGUUAGCACCUUAACAAAACUACAAUAACCUGGAGUGAUUAUGGUGCUUGGAGCUUUACUCAAGUCUAAUGCGCACCUGUUUUGGAAAAUAAAGUUUCCAAAAUUUGAAUGUGCAUUAUAUUUGAUGGCUCAUUCUGGCUAAUUAAAACUGGUGAAUUCAAACUAGUGACCUAAAACUGGUGAAUGCAAACACACAAAUUGAAACACAUGAAUUCAAACUCACAAAUUGAAACACACAAAUUAAAACUGAAUUCAAAUAGGCAAAUUCACACAGACAAAUGUAAUUCUUGAAAAAGGGCUUAAGAAAGAAUAGACUUAAAGGACAACUAUAGUGCCAGAAAAACAUACUCGUUUUCCUGGCACUAUAGUCCACCCUCAGGGUCCUACUCCCGUGGCGCUGAAGAGGGAGGAAGGGGGUUAAUCCCUUACUUUUUUUCCAGCGCCGGUCUCCCUCUGCGCUGGGACUCUCCUCCCUCUUCUGAUGUCCCUGGCUGAAUGCGCAUGUGCAGCAAGAGCCAUGCGCGCAUUCUGCUAGUCCAUAGGAAAGCAUUCUGAAUGCUUUCCUAUGGACGCUGGCGUCUUAUCACUGUGAAAAUUACAGUGAGAAGCGCGGAAGCGCCUCUAGCGGCUGUCAAUGAGACAGCCACUAGAGGCUGGAUUAACCCAUAGGUAAACAUAGCAGUUUCUCUGAAACUGCUAUGUUUAUAGCAAAAAGGGUUAAACCUAGCUGGACCUGGCACCCAGGCCUAUAGUGGUCCUUUAACAUGUAAUAUUAAAAUUCCAUCAAUGUUUCUAUCGUAUAUGGCAAUGAACAUUUUCAUUAUAGCAGUUUUAUAGUAGUGAUUUCUUGUAUAAAUACGCAUUAUAUUUUCCAGCAAAAAUAUUUUUCAGCUUCCAGGUUUCAUAAAUUGAGGUGCACAUUACAUUCAAGUAAUUGCAGACAAUGAACUGAUGAUCAUUUUGGUGGUGGCACUCAGGCCGAGAACUGUAGGACUGGAUAGUUUUCCUCUAAAUCUUAUACAAUAUGUUGGACUUUCUAUGAAGCUGCAUUUUGUUGAAUUCAUAGACAAUUAAUUUUUUUUUUUAACAGGGCUACUAUAGGGACUAAUACAAAUUUAGCUUAAUGAAACAGUUUUGGGUGUAUUGUGGGGGGCGAGGCUCAUCUUCCUGUCCACCCGUACCUCCCAUGCCUCACCCUUCUGUCAGUCCCUACAUUGGCUUCCUGUAAGAUAUAGGGCUCAAUUUAAAAUUCUGGUUCUUGCUUUCAAAUCUUUACAUAAUGCUGCUUCCACCUAUCUAUCCUCCCUUAUACACAAGUAUGUCCCGUCUAGGCCCUUACGAUCUGCUGAAGACUUACCUAUCUUCUGUCCGUACUCCCACCUCUGAUGUUCGCCUUCAAGAUUUCUCGAGGGCUGCACCGUUCCUGUGGAACUCGCUUCCCUCCUCCGUUAGAUGCUCACCCAGUCUCCACUCCUUCAAAAAAUCGUUAAAAACCCACUUCUUCAUAAAAGCGUAUAAAUUAAACUGUUAAUAGCUCCUGACUGAUUCCUCUUCUGCAACUGUCAG
This is a messenger RNA of Pelobates cultripes (western spadefoot toad), 6299 nucleotides long. The record is from the annotation of a GenBank genome assembly. Lineage: Eukaryota; Metazoa; Chordata; Amphibia; Anura; Pelobatidae.